Cyphomyrmex costatus is the source of this 4278-nucleotide messenger RNA. RefSeq lists its product as uncharacterized. The record is from RefSeq and is a predicted model, not a curated record. Lineage: Eukaryota; Metazoa; Arthropoda; Insecta; Hymenoptera; Formicidae. The transcript has 9 exons. The coding region runs from base 1 to 4266 and encodes 1421 amino acids.
AUGGAUGAGAUGCAGAUAAAAAUUGAGACGUGGACGGAAUUGAUGCAAUUGGAGAAACUGCAAGAUGUAUCGGAGGAUAUUCAGAUGACUGUCCGCGUCCGACCUAAUGGUAAACUCAACGAUGGCUUAUUCAAAUUACUGCUACGCUUGUGUUGCAUUGCAGAUAAAUGGAAUAAAUGUAAUGAACGGAACUGCGAGACUGGCAAGAGCAUUGCUAAAUUAGCCAAAUUACUUUGCUCGUUGCUGAUCAAGGUGUCUGAUGACACCAACUUUGUCAAAGCUGUAUUUAAAAUUGUUAAGUGUUUAAUUUCUUUUAAUUUAUAUGAGGAUGCGGCAGAGAUCUGUUGCUACUUGCAACCAGGCACUUUGUACAAUCCCCGAGAUAACACUAUGAAUAUUGUGAUGAAAGUAUUAUCCUUAUGGCGCGUUCUAGUUAACAAUUUAUAUGUUACUUUUACAAAUGAACCCUCGAACAUAGAGAAUUAUAAUAAGUUGAAGAGUGUUAUCAAGUAUGAAAUGAAGAUGAUGCAGAUAGCGUAUAAAAAUUAUACUAGACAUUUGAUUAUGGAGAUAAGUAUGUACUUGGACAGAAUAGCAGCAAUCGGUAAGAACACGAAAUAUUUUGAUGACUUUUGUAAAUAUAUAUUGGACUACUUGUUAGGACUGGAGUUGUAUUUAGACAAAGAUGAAAAACACUUAAUAUAUCGUUAUUUACUUCGUAUCAUGUGUCAUGUAAUAUGUAAGACUAUUAAUACAACUGAUAUUGAAUCUGCAAUAGAAACGUUAGAUGAAUUAUCUAGUUAUUUUGAUACUCUUGUGGCAGAAGAUGAGGAAUGCUAUCAAUCUUUUCAGCAAUUUCAAAGCUUGUGUAAGAAUCUUUUAGUGCCAAUAAAAAAUCUUACCAGGGACAGUGCCAAAAAUAUACAUACAGAUGAAUUUUAUGUCAAGCAAGCGUCAAUCAAAUGCAAAUGGUGCCAGAACAAAUUGUGCACAGUUAAGAGGGAUUUAUACAAUGCUAUAGUGAUGAGAUGUAGAUUCAUUAGUUUAUUAUGUAAAUUUCCUGUUAAAACUUUGCCAGUCGAGAUGUGUGUUCUUAGCAGAAAAAUCUUGGAGCAAAACGUCGAAUCCAUUAUUUAUGAAAUGAAGGAAACCGGAUGUAAACGUUGGACGCAAUCAUGGAAUAUUUGUCGUAAUAUAAUCUAUAAUAUAGGUGUACUGUCUGAACAUGUGUACGAAGAAAGUGUACAUCUGAAAGCCAUGACAGUGUGUGCAUUGAAUGCUUUGUUAACUUGCAAUCAGUCGAAUACAAUAGCUUUUCGUACAUGGAUAAGUAUUAAGAAAAAUGUUUCUGAAGACAUUGCAAACUUAACUAUGUUAGAGUGCUUGACAAAUGAUAAAGACGAGAUUAAAAAUAAACUGGGAUAUUCAUUUGAUAUUUCCAAGAAUGACUCUACUGAAUUAUGUUUAAGCGAAGCAAGAAAUUUACUGGAAGAACAGAUUAUAUUUACAAAUGGUGUAGCAGCAGUUCUAAAAAAACUUAGAAAGCUGCAGCCAAGCAAUCAAUAUGCACACACGAUGCAAUUAUUAGGAUAUUAUUUCUUAGGUUUCACACCGCAUGACAGUUCUAUUUUGAAAUAUCAUGAGCAAGCUAUAUGUGAUUUGAAGCAAGAUAAGUCUGAUUCUGUUGCCAUUCUGUGCUUGGAAGCUAACUUGAGCCUUUUUAUGUUUGUCGAAGAGUUGCAUAUAAUGAAUAAGCAAACUGAAAUAGAAAUGGAAAAUACAAAAUUUGCUUUAUGUGCUCCCAAGUUACGAGAACUAACUGAAGUCAAAUCUCCAAAUGUAGUGCCUGCUUAUACUAUGAUAAAUGUUAAAAAAGAUACUAGUCUUAUGUUGUGCCUUCAAAAAUGUUUACAAAAAUGGAAGCAAUUAUUUAAAUGGCAUUUUAAAGAAAUUGUCAAAGAUUGGGAACCUAGUCUUAUACUUCGCAUGCUGGUAACAGCUGGUGAAUAUGCCCGAUUAUAUCGAUAUGAAGAUUGUGAAGCUGAAGUAUGGACUUUGGCAUAUCAGUUAGCAUCAGAAAUGAAUGAUUAUACAAUUAUUUAUAUUACAAGUCGUUGUAUAUCAUUGAGACAAGUCAAUUACGAUUGGAUUACUACUGCUAAGGAACAUAUCAUAAAGCAUAGAAAUUCUACGGACGAAAAUGUAAUUGGCACCAUUGCUAUCUUUUGGAUAAGUUUAGCAGACCUCUAUUUUGAAUAUGAAAAGUAUGAUGAUGCUAAACAAUUACUUAUCGAAGCUAGAAGUCUUUCAGGAAUUUCAUUUCUUGCUAAUAGAACUGUGUAUUUGUUAAGUUUAGAUGUCAUCAUACGCAAUAGCCAUAUUUACAUUGAUAAUAUGCAACAUGAGAAUUAUGGUUCGUGUAUUGUGGAAAGUAUAGCUGCAAUAAGGACUUUGAAUCAAGAUCUGUUGUCGAAUAAAUGGACAAACCGAUCAACGUAUCUUUUUAGUUACGAUACACUUUUCACUGUAGCAGUUAAUUUAUCCAUAAGGAUAAAUAAUCUAUUAUCUUUUCGUGGCAUUUGCCCGGAUUUAGUACUACUGUUAAAAUCGGCACAGAGUUUAAGUGCAAUGCUACGUACUGCCGAACUAUUAAAAUCGCUGUGUUAUAUCGAUCUAUCGCGUUUACAAUUGGAGGAUUGCGAGGUGAAGCUACAAGGCCUCGAACACAUGUUGAACGUCGAAACGUUUCAAUUAUCGAUAGAGGUUUCCACCAGAUCCGUAGAAACAUCGUUCGUUCAUCUCGCAGUGACUCCCACGAAAAUUGUAGAUCCUGUCAGAGAUGCGCCUCAGUAUGGUGCUUCUCCAGUGCUCGGCAAUAAAGUUUUUGAUCCGCCAAAAUUCACAUCGCAUAUAAAUUGCGAUUGCUACAAGUGUAGCAACGUUUCGUAUCAGUACUUGGUAUUUGCUACCACUUAUAUCAGAGCACAGUUAUAUGCCUUGCAGAAUCAUACCAUGGCAGCACUCGAUCAUUUCCACGGCGCUUUUCAAUUAAGGCAAAGACUAUUCAAAGAAGAAGAAUCAGUUCUACCCGAAAACUGGCCUCGUGAUGAAAUAAUGCGAUUCUCUUGGCAAACUCGUUUCUACAUGAUCGAUUACAUACUGCUAUUGAUCGAUUUUUGUUAUUUUCUGAAAGCGAAAGUAACGUCAAGGCAAGAAGAUGUAUUCAAUAUUGCCAAUUUAGCGGUCAAUAUAUGCGACAAAUAUAAAUUGCAGUGCCAUCCCAUUUAUAUAACGGUUAAGGAAUUGGCAUUUGACAAUGAAUUCCAGCCGGUAUUGGAAUCUUCAGAUUUAAAGUUUACGGUUCCGCAGCCACACGAAAUUAAUACAACUGACCAUGCAAAAAUCCCAAUUGAUCCAAGCGUUUGUGUUACACCAUCCAUUCAAAAUCAUCGUGCCAAGAAACCUCUUUCACUUCGACGUAGAAAGAGCCCAAUAGCUUUAAAGAUAACUAAAAUUAACAUGAUUUGGAGUGAUGAUGAAGAUGAUGAUAGUGUAUCUCCACCACCACCACCACCACCUGUUACGUAUUCGAAUAGAAAAUCUAAGUCACGUAUAAAUUUAGUGAAAAGAAAAAUUUUAGAGAAAGAUAUAGAGGAUGAUUUAGCUAAUUUGAAUAUAGAAGAUUCGAAAGAAACAAAGUCGGAAAAUAUGAAUAAAGAUAGUACGCAAAGGAAAACUAUAAAUGAUAUUAUUACUGAAGUGGCGUCUUUAGUUCCAGAUAUAUCGAACAUUUUAGUAAACUUGGUAGAUAAAUCAGAUUUACCUGCCACAAAGGAAAAUGUAGAUAAAUUGAUAGAAAAUGUAGAAAAUCUCAAAAUUAAAUCAAAGAUAAGGAGAACAAUCGUUAAAGAUACAAAGCAACCAAUGACCACUGAUUAUAAUAAGAAUAUAAGUAAGGCGAUAGAAUUACUAAAAGACCCGACAAUAAACGGUAAGACGAAUGAAAAUGUCGAUUCCUCUACUUCGAUAAAACCUGAAAAGGCUGAUAAAUUACAAGAUCAGAAAAUUCUAGAAAUUCCUAAAGAAAAUAAGUUUUUUAAAAGCAGAACACCGAAAGAAAGAAUAGGAAAGGCAGACACACCAUUAACGAAUAAGAAUAAAACUGUGCGAAAUAAAUCUUCCCAAUUACCUGUAAAUAAUGAAGAACACAGUACAAGAACGACAAGAUCCAGUAUCAGAAGAUCGCAAAAAGAAAAAUCAUCGUGAAAACAUUAUAUG